GAUCAAAGCUUGUGACGGCGAGGAAGCGCGGAUUUCUAAAUAUAUAAUAGCCGGCGAUGUGCAAGAAUAGGAGGGAAGAAGGAGCACGACUCGCGAUCGCGUCCCUCGAGAGAACGAAUGGAACGUCGUGAGCUCGCAGUGGGCACCGCGACGCCGCGGCGUCAUCCGGACGCGCGUUCCGAUAGGUCAGUUAUCGCGGAACAAACUAGCUGCCGGCGGGUCCGCGUUAGAAUCCUGUAUCAGCCUUUCUCGCACACAGAUCGACCGAGGAACAACUCUGAACAAGAGAUGCAGCGGUGUCCGUAUCUCCACGAGAUGAAGGAGCGCCUGCUCUCCCAGCCGACACCGACGGACAGCCUGGACAUGGAACGACUCGACGGCACACCCGUCAAGGAGCCCAAUCUGCACACCGAUUAUCCCGCGCACACCAACCCCGGGGUGAUACCGGAUCCCCCGGAAAUGCCGCCCGACUCGCUGAUCGGCACGGUCGUCAAGCUGAAUUCGGAUGGUUACGGCUCGCAUACGUCGCCGGCGCACGCGAGGCAGCCUCUAGUGCCUCAAAACGCCAACAACCCGCCCCUCUGCCUCACCCCUACGCACUCCGGCCCAACGACUGGCACGCUGCCAAAGAACGCAAAGACGUCGCUGUUCAUUAUCAUGAGUUUCAUCUACGCGAAACUGCUGGUGGUCGUGUGCAUCGCUUACGUGAUAAGCGAGGUGGUCACGCACAAGCUGCCUCUCUACUACUACGAGGGAUUCUUCACGUAUCUCUACGGUGUUAGCAUCUUAUUCCUGUUGUACGUGUUCUGCUUCCUGCUGCAAGAAAGCGCUUGCUGCUCGAGGGGCAGUGACACGCCACCCCCGCCUCCGAGGCCGCCCAAACCACCCAAGGAACCCAAGGAGAAGAACAAGAAGAAGGACAAGAAGGACAAGGAGCAGAAGUCGUCGAAGAACAAGAAGGAAUAUCAGGACGCCGCUGACGUCGAGGCUGGGGUGGCCACUCGGGCGCUGAGGAAGCGGAAAACUUCGCAGAACGAUCAGAGCCAUGGAAGCUUUUUCCUCAGAAUCGGAGCCAUCGCUUUUGGCCUGGGUACAAUGGUCUACAACGGUUUGGAAUUCGGCACGUUCUUCGAGGUGCCACCCACAUCGCCGUGUUACCAGAUUCUCCAAGGCGUGAAUCCAGUUCUGCAAAUGAUCUUCACCUUCAUGCAGAUGUACUUCAUCUUCAUGAACUCGAGGCUGAACAUUCAUCGCUUCAAAGUGAUCGCUCGUUUCGGCCUGAUGCACGUGGUGGCCACCAAUCUCUGCGUCUGGAUCCGUACCCUGGUGUUGGAGAGCAUCAAGGAGAUCACGAAGCAUCAUCAGAAAAUGGGCCAAUUCGAGGCGGGCAUUCUCGAGAGUAUCAAACAGCACUCGAUGAGAAACGCGGGUGCCAUACUGGGCACGGCGCCCCGGGACGUGGCGCUUCUGCGCGAGGCGCCGUUAACAGCGACCAGGUCGUCGACCGUGCCCACGUCGGUCGCGAGCACCAUAGCCGCCUCGUUGGGCCGAAUGAUGAAAACUACGGCAAGGGCGAUCGCCAGGGCCGUCACCACACCGACCUCGACCACCGCCACCGGCUGGAACCCCCCCACCUCGAUGACCACUUCCACCUCGACCCCUAGGCCCAGCUUCACCACCACCACCGCCAGCACUUUGACCACUUUUCUCACCGCCCUCACGCCGAAAACCACCACCGAGGAGAGGACCACCCCGACCACUCCAGCCACCACCACCACCACCACCACCACCACCGCCGCCGCCACCACCACAACCACCACCGCCAUACCCUCCACCACCUUGUCCUACUUCGUCCAACUGUUCGACGCGCCUCAGGCGGACAACAAGGAAGAGAUCCGAUGUAAUCGUUCCGUAACACAGAUACAUCAAAUCUUCGACCUGAACAACCAAACGAACAGCAGCGAAUAUUGGAGCCCGAAUUUCGGCGCGUACGCGGAGGCGUUGACGGACGAGGAGAUCGCGUCGAAUUCGUGCGGCCGGGUGAACAUCAUGGGGACGAUCGUGCAGGACGCCGAACCGUACCUCUUCCCCUUCAUAAUCGAGUACAGUUUGAUCGGUGCAGCGGUGAUCUACGUGAUGUGGAAACACAUCGGCCGACAUCCCCGUUGGCCGCAUCAGGUGGAGGCAGAUCUCGAGCGGCGGCUCGAGGCCAUGCUGUCCCGAAGAGCGGUCGCGUUGGCUCAUGCGGGUCACACAAGGGUGGACUGUGUAGGAGCGAGCAAAGGACUGUUCUUCGGCCUGUUGCUGCUGGUCGGCUCGCUGAUCUGCCUGAUCCUCUUCUUCGUGCUGAUCCACCAUCCGGACUUGGGCCUGGUCGCCAUUUACCUCGCGGACGUGUCCCACUGCGUGCUCAUGGUCCUCUCGAUCGUGGCCAUAAUCGUCGGUUUCAUACGGGUGCAGAGCUUGAAGUUCAAGGCCGAGGAGCAGAGCGACCUGAACGACAUCCUCCUCCGCGUGUCGGGCUUCGGCCUGUUCGUGUACGCGGUGUUCAGCGUGAUCGCCGGCUCGCUGGCAGCGUUCACCCACGAGCCCAACCUCCUCGUCAUGCUGACCGGCCUCCUCUCCGUGGCCCAGGUCAUCCUCCAGAUGCUGUUCAUCGCGGACGUGUCCCGCAGAAGGGUCCACCUGCCCGAGCACGAUCGUAGCAAGCCCGGCAGGCAGGUGGUCACCUUCCUGCUCAUCUGCAACCUGACCAUGUGGGUGAUCUACACGUUCGAGUCGCAGAAAGUGAUGGCGAACCCGGUCCAGCUCGAUUUCUACGGGUUCCUCGCGUGGGCCAUCGUGCAGAGGGUCACCCUCCCGCUCUGCAUCUUCCACAGGUUCCACAGCGCGGUCACGUUCGCGGAGAUAUGGAAGACGAGCUACAAGGCGCGCCUCGACUAGACGAGGGGAUCGUUCGUCGGGAUCAACGGCCCGGAUUGAUCGUCGUUCGCGAAUCGAGAGGGAGAGAGAGAGGGAGAAAGAGAAUGAGAGCUUCUCGAUCGUCUCUCUGUCCAAGAGACUCGGAUGGA
Apis florea (little honeybee) is the source of this 3071-nucleotide messenger RNA. RefSeq names its product proton channel otopetrin-like a (gene OtopLa). Gene Ontology annotation, biological process: proton transmembrane transport. Gene Ontology annotation, molecular function: proton channel activity. NCBI's taxonomy places the organism in Eukaryota, Metazoa, Arthropoda, Insecta, Hymenoptera, Apidae. The record is from RefSeq and is a predicted model, not a curated record. Gene Ontology annotation, cellular component: membrane.